CCUAAAAAAAAAAAAAAAAACGCAUUACACGGUGGCAGACUUUCCUCUGUGAAAGCACAAACCAUUAUGAGUCGGACUCCCCACGGCACUGGAACAAUCCCAGUGCUUAGAGUCUCUGUUCUCAUGCGGUACUGCACAGGUUCUGAGUCAUGACGUAUUUACUGACAACGCCGUGCGAGUUUUCGCACGGGCGCACCAGCAGCUCGGUAAUGUACUUCUUGGUCAGAUAAACCUCCCCUUGCACCUCUGUCACCGCGUCUAUUAGUUCUUUUCUCUCGGCUAUCGGAAUCAUCGGACCUGUCCGUUUGAAGAGCGCUAUUCAAUUGGGAUUUUUCACCUUUCCUGACAGAUUCGGAAAAGUUUUACCUCCGUUUUUCCAGAAACGCUCUUUCAGUAUGGGGCGAGCCUGUCACCGAGAGCUCACGCUCCUGUCGCUGCUGGGAUACUUGGCUUGCCUGACCUGCGCGGACGUCUCUCCAUUAGGACGUGUGUUCUUACUGGAUUUGGAGAGUUCAAAAGGUGGACAGGAGAAAGGGUUCGAGGCAGCAACACAUGCCUGUAUGGUUCAAGGGGCCCGGGUGGCAUCCGGGGCCGACCUGCAUCAUGCAGUGUUGGAAUGUGCCUUCUCAGCCUGCUCGCGUGGUUGGCUCUCCGGGCCGAGUGUUGGGACUACAGUGUGCAGCGGCGUCCCGGGGAGUUUGAGGCCAGUUGAUGUGCAGUUGGAGAAUUUAACCGCGGACACUGAGAGACUGGGCGUGUUCUGCGUGAAAGAUAGCGAUACUCCAUGUGGGCAGCCACCUUCAUUCCCAUACUCACAUCUGCAAGGGAAAACGGGGCUUGACCUGGGGGAUGAACUUCUGUAUGCCUGUGACCCAGGAUACAAACUCCCCAAUGGAGAUACGGCCUUUAGCCUGCUUUGCGACAGCUGUGGAGAAUGGUACGGCUUGGUGCAGCAUUGCGUGAAAGAUGAUCCUGAAGGCCACAUCGACUAUGAAGAUAAGUUCACAGAUGGCCAUCUGAGGGAGGAGCAUCAUAUUUCUUUGAAUCCAGGAGGAACGCAGUCCACUGAUCAUGAAGUAGAAGAAUCCUCUCCUGAACCUGAACCUGAGCCAGAACCUGAGCCUGAGCCUGAGCCUGAGCGGACAGUCAUGUCUGAGGAGGAGAAGGAGAAUGAUGAAGAUUCAACUAUAUCCGUCACUGAACCUCCAGUGUCUCAACUCAGUCAGAAGCACAUGUUCUGGUUCCCUUCAGAGGCCUUCCAUGAAGAGAAGAAGCAGCCGGUUAUCACCAGUGAUUCCUCCUCUGUCAAAAGCCCCAAUGAAGACGAGAGCCACACAAUGGUCAAAACAACCGACAGCCAGUCAGGUCCUGAUGUGACCACAGAGGAACGUGAUUAUCCGACAGAUCCUCCCACAGAUGAACCUGCCAGCCCCAGUGCUGGUGGCACAGACGAGUCCUGGCUAGAUGGAUACCCUGUUACUCAGGAUGAAGAUAAAGCUGGAGGUGAGUCCACAGGGGAGGUGGGAUCAGAACAAGGUGGGGAGUCGGAAACAGAGACCCUGACCGGCCACUCGGAAGUUGAGGUGUUUAAGGAUGUAGCCAAAAACCCGGUGGAAGAAGAAGAGACUGGGGGUUUGAUUGACAACCCAGAGGAGGAAGGUGGAGAAAUGAAAAAUCCUGAAGAUACGAUCCUCAGGAAAGGAGAUGAGGAAGAGUUUGGUAAAGGGACAAUCAGAUUUGAAAAGGGAGAAUCUGUUGUAACACCUCAUAAGGAAACAACUGAAGGACUUGCAGAAGAUGAAACGGUGAAAGAAACUUACGCACCAGAGGAAACUGACUCCAAAACAUUGGGGUUUGAUGAUGUUACUGACAGUCCAGCUGUUGUAGAGGUGAAGCCCACCACCUUCAUUACUCAGACCACACCCAGUCCGGAUGAUACUACUGUACACAAAUGGCCCAUGCCAUACACCCCGGCUUCUGCUCCUGAAAAUGUGAGCACCAGUCAAAGCGGAUUGGGCCUUGAGAGCACAACCACACCUUCUGGGAUGGUACAUCUGGAUGGUAUUCCUGAUUUUAUCACCAGCAUCCCCACACCUGUCAUUAAGGAUCCAUGGGAAACCUUUGAUGACCACAUCCUGGAGCACAUCCCUGGUCACGUCCCAACUGAAAACCCUGAAAAUCGGAGCGUGAUGGAACGAGGUGGAGAUCACAGUCUGGAUCAACAGGAGCGAGCUGGAGAGGGUGCUUGUGCAGAAGACCCCUGUCAUGGUUCGGGCCGCGGGCCCAUGAUCGCAGCCAUUAUCAUUGCCGUGGUUGCAGCAGUGGUGGGUGCGAUCUUGGGGGUGUGGUGUUAUAAAAAGAGGCAACAAAAGAGCUCGCACUACCAGCUCAAUGGAACUAACAGGCAAACGCAGUGCAUUGAAUUACAACAGACUGUGUGAAAGUCAUACAGAUCCUUGUAAAUCCACACAGCUUACUCAAUCAUCCAUACAAAGCCAUUUAUGUGUGAACGUUACAGUCUACGUCCACCGGGGCUCAACAAAAUAGUAGAAAAAGUGAAUUAUCUAUCUAUCUAUCUAUCUAUCUAUCUAUCUAUCUAUCUAUCUACCUAUCUAUUGUUUGUUCAUUCUGUUGUUCUAACAUUCUAUCUUUAUCUAUCUAUCUAUCUAUCUAUAUCAAUAGUUUGUUUGUUCAUUCUGUCAUUCUAAAGUUCUAACAUUCAAUCAUUCUGUUGUUUUAACAUUCUGUCUAUCUAUUGUUCUAACGUUCCAUGUACAUAUCUAUCGUUCUAUUUAUUGUUUGUUCAUUCGUUUGUUUUGUCGUUCUAACAUUCUCUCUAUCGCUCAUUUGUUCGUUCUGUCAUUCUAUCAUUCUAACGUUCCAUUUAUCUAUCUAUGUAUGUAUGUAUCUAUCUAUCUCGUUCAUUUGUUUGUUUGUUUCUGUUGUUGUAAUGUUCUAUCUUUCUAGCGUUCCAUCUGUCUAUCUAUUGUUCAUUCGUUUGUUAAUUUGUUCUGUCAUUCUAAUGUUCUAUCUGUCUGUCAUACUAUUUAUCUGUCGUUCAUUCUGAAGUUCUAACAUGCGUUCAUUCUAACGUCCCAUCUACGUAUCUGUCAUUCUAUUUAUUGUUUGUUUGUUCAUUUGUUCUAUCGUUCAUUUGUUUGUUUUGUCAUUCCAAAACAACGUUCUAUCUAUCUAUCUAUCUAUCUAUCUGUCUAUCUAUCUAUCUAUCUAUCUAUCUGUCAUUCUGUUGUUCUAUCUGUCAAUCUAUUCCAUCUUUCUAGAUAACAAAGCUUUCUGUAACCAACGUUCAGAGAUGGCAAACUUUGCUUUGCUAAUUUUUAAAUAUCCAUCAAAUUCAAGAAUUGCAUUGGAAUCAAAAGCAAAAAAACGAAACAAAAAACAUUCUUAAUUCAUUUUUGAAUGCCACACAACCCUGACUUUCACACUAACACAAAGAGUGUUUCUGUUCAACACUCUUUUAUCGCACAAGGCCUAUUUUCAUUGUAUUGUGGAUAACUGAUGUAUCAUGAAUCAGAUGUCUUCUCUUGCUUUGGACGGACUGCAUUGGACUGCGGGUCGGUGCAUGUGUGUACACGGUGCCCAGCUGUCCAGAUUUGUACGUGUUUAUAGCUUUGUCGAUUAGUGAGUAAGCAUGUGUGAAAGAAUCAUUGUGACUUUAGCCUAUUUUGGUUUUGGAAGAGAGCAGUCAGUUAAAAUAGAGUCUGGUUGAACUCAGUAUUCUGUGUGCGCUAUUGAAAGCUUCUAGCUUGCAGACAGGUGAGACAUUCUGGUCAGAGGAACUGAGGGUGAAUUCUGAUUGGCUUUCAACUCAUACAGACCUAGAGCAGUCAGAAUAAAUAGCUUUCAUCCCUAAAUUUAGAAUACAAUGAGCAGUUGUUCAUUUCAGACCCUUUUCCUAUAAAUAAAUGAGUUUCUUGGGGUUGAGCUCAGGACUGAGAAAAGAUUCACACUCACAGACAGGUGAGACAUUCUUCUCAGAGGAACUGAGGAUGGACUCUGAUUGGCUUUCAACACAUUUACAGCUUGUUGAGUUUCAGUUUUUAAAAAAAAAAAAGAUAAAAAAACAUUUGUAGUGCUAUAAAAAGUUAUAUCAUAGCCGACUGUUUUUAAACACUUUCCCAAAUAUCUCAUUGAUGUUCAGUGCAAACUUUUUGGCUGCGUUUUGUACAAAAUAUUCAGUCAUUUAUCACCUCCAGCGACGUUUAUGAGGCAUAUUUAUAUCAUGUGUAUUAUAAAUGUAAAAACUUUAUUUUAGAACUAGUGAAUUAAAACAAAACAAGCACAAAUCAGAUAUGUCUAGAACAGCUUUAUAUUUCAACUGAGGUCAAACAUACAGUAUGCUAUUUUUAGAUAAUAUUAAUAAUUGAUAACUAAGUAUAGUAAAGCCAUUUAUUUCUAGGUGUUGUUAGAGCAAAUGUAGCAUUUUUUACAUUGUUUGAUUUGAUCAUAAAUGAAGAAAAGUGGAGUAAAGCUUCAUGAAUUUUCCAGGGUCAUUUGUAAGUAUCCAUUAAUGAUCGGCUGACAGUAUUAACAUUAUCUAACUGUUUGCGUGUUUUUGUUGGUUGUUGUUGUUUAAAUAUGUUUUUCAACCCUGACAUCUCUGUUUAGUAGAGAAGCUAGUACAUUAGCCAUUUAGCAGAUGCUUUUAUCCAAAGAUACUUACAAAUAAUGACCAUAAUUUUUCACACAAGAGCCAAAAAACACGUGUUUACUUACAAAAUAAUCGCAUUUCCAGUCUUAGGCUGCGUUUACACUCGUGCGUUUUCGUUUUAAAACGUUUUCUUUUACAGCACUCGUUUUCACCCCUGGUUGCAUUUCAGUGUAAACGGACCAAAAUGGAGACCUUUGAAAACGAUAGCGUGGCUGUCCACAUUCAGUUUCUGAAACGCAGUGAAAAGGAGAAUUUUAAAACGCCGUUUUAGUGUAAACAGUGCCUUAAUGCGAAGAAAGUUUAAAAAAGUGACAUUUUAGAUUAAGAAAUCAAUUCCAAUUGGCUACUGUAGCUAUACUUAAAGCUACAGUGGAUAAACACACAAACUUCUUACCAUAAAAUUGUUAAUUUACUAUUUGUAGGGUAAAUGUGGCUAUUGGGACAUGUUUUAUGUGCUCUGGUGUCUUCUCAAAGUUGUUUUCUGAACUGUAACGUGUUUUUAUUGUGAUACGGAACUGUGAGAUUUCAUACUCUUUGUUCUAUUAAUCCAUUUGAAGCUAGAACUGCUUGAUAAUAUCAACAUUACACUGUAACAAUGUCAUUUAGAUGUGACAUGAGGGUAUCUGACUAAACAUAGCUGUGGAAAACUAAUGGAACAUUAACCAAUAAAUUACUUUGGGGGAAAAUUG
Molecule: messenger RNA, 5361 nt
Organism: Labeo rohita (rohu)
Lineage: Eukaryota; Metazoa; Chordata; Actinopteri; Cypriniformes; Cyprinidae
Gene: susd5
Product: sushi domain containing 5
Exons: 5
Coding region: 396-2441 (681 amino acids)
Biological process (GO): cell adhesion; Notch signaling pathway
Molecular function (GO): hyaluronic acid binding
Source: RefSeq, a predicted model, not a curated record